UCUGUCGGGCAACACUGAACCAGAAUCUGUACAUCGCCUCAGUCAAUAUGGGUUCUGCAAUGCUUGCUGUUGCAAUUUCCAAUUUGCUCCCUGCCUUCACCUUCAUUUUGGCCGUCCUAUUCAGAUUGGAGAAGCUACAAAUGAAGAGCCGAGCAAGCCAGGUGAAGGUGAUUGGUACCUUCAUAGGGAUGGGUGGAGCUGCAGUGCUCACCUUCUGCAAAGGGCACAAGACUCCAGCUCUGGCCCAUUCAUGCCCACCUGGUGUGCCGGCAGGCUGGGUCGCCAGAGCUGGGCAACCUAGCGCUGGGAUCGCUCUUGGCUACAGCAAACACUUUGUGCUGUGCCAUAUGGUUCAUCAUCCAUGUAAUGUGGGCAACCUAGCGCUGGGAUCGCUCUUGGCUACAGCAAACACUUUGUGCUGUGCCAUAUGGUUCAUCAUCCAUGGGAAGAGGAGCGAGAGGUACCCAGACCCGUAUACGAGCACUACGUUACUCAAUCUGAUUGCAGCCGUCCAGUGCACAUGCAUUGCAGCCAUUACUGAGAGAGAUGCAUCUGCAUGGAAGCUCCAUUGGGAUGUUAAUCUCUUCACUGCCCUCUACGUGAGAGGACAUUUGUUUGUCUCUGUGUUUACCCCCUUGCCUCUCAUCAUUGUCACCCUGUUUGGAUCCAUAUUGAUUGAGGAGCCUCUUCAUUUGGGAAGUGUGUUGGGCACCGGAUUGAUCAUCAUGGGCCUGUACACUGUGUUGUGGGGCAAAGGGAAAGAGAUUGAGGGGCUUGGUAGGCUUCCAACACAAAAGUCAGUGGCUGGAGAAGGAGCCAAAGCAGGUUUGGAUGGUGUGCACCCAAAGCCUCCGGGAGGAAGGCCAGAAGAGAGCAGAAAGGAAGAAAAAGAUGCUGUUGAUCAAUUUGCUGGUGGAUUACAAAGCAUUCAUGGUUCUCUCUAA
This is a messenger RNA of Nymphaea colorata (pocket water lily), 944 nucleotides long. RefSeq names its product WAT1-related protein At1g09380-like. The transcript is spliced from 6 exons. Bases 48 to 944 code for a protein of 298 amino acids. Gene Ontology annotation, molecular function: transmembrane transporter activity. NCBI's taxonomy places the organism in Eukaryota, Viridiplantae, Streptophyta, Magnoliopsida, Nymphaeales, Nymphaeaceae. The record is from RefSeq and is a predicted model, not a curated record. Gene Ontology annotation, cellular component: plasma membrane.